Pseudopodoces humilis (Tibetan ground-tit) is the source of this 756-nucleotide messenger RNA. Lineage: Eukaryota; Metazoa; Chordata; Aves; Passeriformes; Paridae. The record is from RefSeq and is a predicted model, not a curated record.
AUGUACGGGAACGUGGAGACCGCGCUGGACAAACCCUGGGGAGCCGGGGAAGGCUGUCCCCACCCCCCCCCGGACGAGGACCCCUACGAGCCCCUGGACCCCUCCCCCAGGCCGGGGGCGCCCCCCGAGGUCCCCUCCCCCCCCAGGCUGUCCCCCCGGGUGGCGCUGGUGGCGCUGGUGGCGCUGGUGGCGCUGGCGGUGACGCUGCUGCUGCUGCUGGGGACACUCGGGGCGCGGCGCAUCUCGGCCCUGGAGGCCGCCCUGGAAGCCGAGAAGGCGAAGGAGCCGCCGCCAUCCUCAGGUCUCCUGCCCUGCUCCAAGGGCUGGGUCUUUUUCCGGAAUUCCUGUUAUUUCUUCUCAAAAUCCGCCGCUUCCUGGGAGAAUUCCCAGUUUUUCUGCUCGGCUUUGGGGGCGCAGCUGCUCGAGGUCGACGAUGCCGAGGAAAAGCGCCACAUCCAGGCCCAGCUCCGGGGCCCGUCCUGGCUCGGGAUCCGUGACCGGGAUCAGGAGGGGACCUGGACCCGCGGGGACGGCACCGCCCUGGACCCCAACAACAGUUGGUGGCACCGGGACGAGCCCAACGGGGGUUCCCUGGAGAACUGCGCGGCCGUGGGGCAGGACGGGCUCUGGGCCGAUUAUCCCUGCGAGACCCCCCUGGCCUGGGUCUGCGAGGGACCCCCCUGACCCCAAAUCCCGGGAAUUCACCCCAGAGUCCCGGGAACAUUCUGGAAACUCGGGAAGAGGGGCGAUAAACCU